AUGGCUUUCUUGGACAACCCAGCCAUUAUUUUGGCCCACAUCCGGCAGUCCCAUGUGACCAGCGAUGACACGGGCAUGUGUGAGAUGGUGCUAAUCGACCACGACGUGGAUCUGGAGAAGUGGCAGCUGGCCUCGGUGCCCGGUAGCAGCGGGGGGUCACUGGGUUCAGGCUCCCUAGGCGAAGGGGGCAGCGGAGGGGAGAACCCGGGCAGCGACCUCUCCCAGUCAUUGGACAUCACCUCCAGCUGGGACUUUGGCAUCCGCCGGCGCUCCAACACAGGUAAACAAUGGGGCUCUGACUGUGGCAAGAGAACCAGUUAGUGAGCGAGCUGUUUGUGGGGCUGUCGUGUGGAAUUCAGAUCAGUGGUUUACUCACAUAGGCUAGUUGGCCAAUGGGGUGGUGCUUCUUGUUGUAGAAGGCAGCAAUACAACAGGUUGAUGCUGUAUGUUUAAUAAAGAGACUGCUGAGCAGGUUGGGGUCAGUUCCUAAUUAGCCUUGUGAAUGAAUUGCAGAAGUCCACAUAGAAAAUAGUCAUUCUCUUUCUGAAUUAAUUGGAAUAGAAUUGACCCCAGCCCUGCUGUAAAGUCUGUCUUUGAAAAUCACAUGUAUUACCCCAUGAACAAGCUUGUAUAAAACACCAGGGCAGUAUGAAUGUUGUAAAUAAUUAUACAAUUAGAGUAAAUACAUUUUUAUCUCUGACAAAAGCCUAGUGUUAAUCAGAUGUGGGUUUCAAAAGUAUUUUGUUUUCUUACAAGUACUUUGAGCAUUUGCCUGCUUGGAGCGCUAGGUGGGUGGGGUUUACACUUUUGGAACUUUUCCAUUGGUUCCCUUACAAUCAGGCAAGCUCAAUCAAGCGCCACUAAAGUAUUUGAAAGGAAACAAAUACUAGUUGAACCCAGGCUUGGGGUUUAUUGACCAUGUUACCCCAGAGGAAUUAUUUAGGUUGGGUGCACCAAGCAGAACUCAGAACAAUUAGGCCUAGUGGCUGUGAAAGUGGUCUUUGACAGAGCCUGCUUGGUUCACUCUGCUCAUUUAUUGUCCCUGGGCUUGUGAUUUUCAGAGGUGGACGUUUAGGUUUUUACACGUUUACGUUGAAUGCUUCAUUGGUCAUCGGUAAACAUAGCAUUGAUUUGUAUUGCCAAAGAGCUCUAAUUUUGUUUCAUUGGUCCGGAGAACAUUUCCCCAGGAUUUAGGCUUGUUUCGGUGGGUUUUUGCAACGUUCAAUGGGGGGGGGGGUUCUUGUCUCUUUCAGCAGUGGGGUCUAAUCUCCCGAGUGGCGCAGUGGUCUAAGGCACUGCAUCGCAGUGCUAGCUGUGCCACUAGUGAUCCUGGUUCGAAUCCAGGCUCUGUCGUAGCCGGCCGCGACCGGGAGACCCAUGGGGCGGCGCACAAUUGGCCUAGCGUCGUCCAGGGUAGGGGAGGGAAUGGCCGGCAGGGGGUGUAGCUCAGUUGGUAGAGCAUGGCGUUUGCAACGCCAGGGUUGUGGGUUCGAUAAAAUAAUGUAUGCGCUAACUGUAAGUCGCUCUGGAUAAGAGCGUCUGCUAAAUGACUAAAAUGUAAAUGUAAAUGUCUUCCUAUGUUUUACAACGACCAAAUGAAGCGUUCAAAGAAAAUAACACCCUCCCUACAAUCAAACAUGGGGGCGGUUCGAUAAUGCCGUGGGGUUGCUUUGCUGCCUCUGGUACUUGGGGGCCUUGAACGUGUGCAAGACAUUAGGAUAUAAGCAGAUUAUCAAGGUGUUUUUGAGUGCAAUUUUCAACCCAGUGUCCAAAAACUGGGUCUCUGUUGAAGUUUGUGGACCUUCCAGCAGGACAACAACCCAAACAAACAUCAAAAAGCACCCAGGAAUGGUUCAAGAAUUAACAUUGGACUGUUCUGGAGUGGCCAACGAUGAGUUCAGAUCUAAAUCCCAUCAAAAGCAUUUAUCAGAAGGCACCACUCAAACAUUGACAAAUUGGAGCAGUUUGCAGCUGAAGAGUGGGCCAAAUUGCCAGCAGAAAGGUGCAGCAUGGCUCAUUGAUGGCUACAAGAAGCAUUUGUCUGCAGUUGUCUUCACCAAAGGCUGUUUGUUUAACCAAGUACUAGCUCUUGGUUGCCAAUAAUUGUGUCAAUACCAUUGGUUUUUAUUUUCUUAAUUCUAAUUGUAAUCUUAAAUUUCCCCCCCCCAAAAAAAAACCAUUUCUGCAAUGUUGACAAAAGUUAUUUUUUAAAAAAAAUUCAACUCAUUUGAGAAGAAAUAGGGAAUUAUUUAAGAAAAGUGCAAGGGUGCCACUGGCAAUAUAUCUGUCCGCUACUGUAAGUGCUUUGCCCAGUGCUUGAAGCGAGACAUUGGGCAGUGCCACUUUGUAGUGCUACAUGUGAAAAAACACUGCUAUACUGAGGAGGACUCUUAUUUUGUAAACGAUUUCACACCAAUGUCAGGAUGGGGGUAGGCUGUGUGUGAAGUAGGGAGGAGUUCAUUGGACCUGUAACCUUCCCUCUUGGUAGAUUUCCAGUUCAAGUCUCAGAACUUAUUAGCCAAGAAAUUAAACCGUGCUGUACUCGGUACAGUGAGUGCUGAUUUGGUUGUGUCUGAAAAUCAAACGGGCAAUAAUAUGUUUUCAUGGAGUAAUUAAAGUUUGGGUUCACGGCUCCCGAGGCAUGCCUUCAUGGUCUACAACGUUAUUCUUCAUAGUGUUUUUCUUUAAGGCUUUCCACUUCUCUUGAUUUUAUGGACGGUUGGCACAGCAGUUGUGGGCAGAGGCCAUGGUAAUCAGGGGAUCGCCGGGGCUUGAUUUGUAUGUAAAUGAUGCUUUUGUUCGCUCUAUUGCCCAAAUGAAAAAGAUUGUUUAAAAAAAAAAAAAAAAUGCCUCUUGUUGUUAACCCUUUAACUCAUGGACACCAGCUCUUGAGGACCUUGAAAGGGUUAUCAAUGAAGGUUUAUCAAUGAAGGGUUAUCAAUGAAUGGUUAUCAAUGAAGGGUUCUCUGUAAAGGUAGGCUGAUGGAUAAGGCAUAACAUGUUAUUGAGUAGCCACGGGGAAUACUGUGUUAUUCAAUGAAGGUACAUUAUUAUGAGCACACGAUUGAUGGAGUGAGAUUCAAGCCCAUGAUAUUAUGUAUUCAACCUUUACAGGGACAGGGUACAGUAACCAUUAAUUACUAUUAAUGCACAGAGCUGGGACAUUUUUUUUUAUUGAAGGGAGAAUUUAGUCAGCCCACCAAAUUGAUGGGAAUAGCCUCAUUUGUUUCUACAGUGGUACUGUGUCAAACGCGACCCUCAAGGUUAUCUAGCUAGCUAAGCUAAUUGUCUUCACCAAUGUGUUACUCAUACACACUAUGCAAUAUAGGCGAGCCGUAAACCUCCGCCAUUUCCAUGAUGUGGGUUCACGUCAGUCAGGAGGAUGCUUGUGUGCUAGGAAUCCCUUUAAAGGCAGAGGUGGGCAUGGUGGGUUUGUAUGGAAUUAGCUGGGAACCAAUGAGAGUUAAAAUGCCCGGAGCACAACUUGAUCCAUUGUGAGGUGCUUGGGUUUACUGCCAGAAUCAGAGGGAGUCCAAAGGCAUCUGAAGUCUGGCUAGACGAUCUCCUUUUGGCUCCCUUGGCUCCUGUUGUGUUUGGGGAAGCGGUGGUGUUUUGGGGUCUGAGUGUUCUUCUGCUGAGACUUCACCUGAAGUGGCUGACUGUCUCACCAGGACGUCAACAAGAAAGGCGCGAGAAACCAGGGGUGGCUGGUAAGAAGACAAGUCUAUAUAAAACCUGGUACAAAACGUUUUUAUAGACAAAACGAAAGUGUGACUGUUUGACUCUGGACUGCCUGAAGUGUCUAGUUGUAUUUCUAUAAUGUAGAUGUAUAGAUCUAUUUGUUUUAUUUCUAUAAUGUAGAUGUAUAGAUCUAUUUGUUUUAUUUCUAUAAUGUAGAUGUGUAGAUCUAUGUGUUUUAUUUCUAUAAUGUACAUGUAUAGAUGUAUGCCCCAGGAAGACCCCCCCCCCCCAGGUAACUGCCACUGCUGCUGAAAAAAAAUCCUAGGGGAAACAUUGGGUAGGGUGGGGGGGUGGUCAUCUGUGUUGGGCGGACAGGUUUGACACUGCCCAGCGAGAGUGUUUCUCGUCCCCCUCCAGUGUUCCUCGUAGCAUAUCUCACACCUCCCGAGAUGUUGUUUACCAUCAGUGUCCACAGUGUUCCCUUGCGUCAAAUGUACUUUAAAUAAACUUCAGUUUCUGUUUUCCCUCUCCUAGUGUGACUGCAUGACCCUGACCAAUGACAAUGGUCAAAAAAAUGAGAAGAAUGACUUUUGUUGGUCUGGCCUUUUUUUUUUUUAAUCCUUGUUUUAUUUUCUUAUUUUUUAAAGCUCAAAGACUUGAAAGGUUAAGGAAGGAGCGACAGAACCAGAUCAAAUGCAAAAACAUUCAAUGGAAGGAGAGGUCGUCUUCGCAAUCAGGUACACUACAUUUCUCCUUCUCUCCAGAAAUAUUUGCUGAUAGGAGUUUCAAUGAGGUAAAAGCUGACAGGAGUUUCAAUGAGGUAAAAGCUGACAGGAGUUUCAAUGGGGCAAAAUCUGAUAGGAGUUUCAAUGGGGUAAAAGCUGAUAGGAGUUUCAAUGGGGUAAAAGCUGAUAGGAGUUUCAAUGGGGUAAAAGCUGAUAGGAGUUUCAAUGGGUCAAAAGCUGAUAGGAGUUUCAAUGGGGUAAAAGCUGAUAGGAGUUUCAAUGGGGUAAAAGCUGAUAGGAGUUUCAAUGGGGUAAAAGCUGAUAGGAGUUUCAAUGCAGUAAAAGCUUCAAUGAUCCUUUCUUUACACUGAUCUCAGACAACUACAGUGCUGCAUAGGGAAUUUUCAUGGAACCAGGGAAUGGUUAUUUUGCUUUGAUCAAUCUCCACAUGUGAUGUCACAAAAUCCGAUAGCAUGUUACAGAAACUGUCACACCUACGCUAUGUAGUGAAAUGUACUACUAUACAAUGUAUAGGCCUAAUGCUAAAGUCCUGUUUGACUUGAAAUCCUGGCACAAUCAAUAACGUCAGAGAGAAUAUGAAUACGUUGUUCGAUCACUCUCUGUUUGCCGUCAACACUUCAUUUUUCUGUCCCAGCGGAAGACCUGGGUUCCCUGUUUGAGAAGAGGGACUUCAAAGAUAGGCCCAGGAGCACUGGUACCAAGUCAACCCUCUCCCUCCGGCUCGAGCAAUGCCCCCAGCAGCUCAACAACCCUUUCAACGAAUACUCCAAAUUCGACGGCAAGGUAGGUGCUCCCAGGUGUCUGGUAACAUAUCUCUGA
This is a messenger RNA of Coregonus sp. 'balchen', 5246 nucleotides long. NCBI's taxonomy places the organism in Eukaryota, Metazoa, Chordata, Actinopteri, Salmoniformes, Salmonidae. The record is from the annotation of a GenBank genome assembly.